Molecule: messenger RNA, 327 nt
Organism: Saccostrea cuccullata (small rock oyster)
Lineage: Eukaryota; Metazoa; Mollusca; Bivalvia; Ostreida; Ostreidae
Exons: 4
Coding region: 22-327 (101 amino acids)
Source: RefSeq, a predicted model, not a curated record
ACUAUUUUGUGUUUUAUAACCAUGUUGUCUUCUAGAUGUUACCGACACCGCUUUAUCCACUUAUUUGCUGUUGUUCUUUACUUUUUUCAAGUGAUGCCAUCUCUACAAGACAGCUGCAUACCAUCGAUUUCGACCGUGCAUAACGUUAGCCACUGCCCUACAUCCAAACAAGAAUGGGAUGUAGCAGCUACAAAUAAAAAUUGUCAAAAUUCCGUCAAACAGAACUGUUCCGUCCCCGAGUUAUUUAAAUACCACUGCCUGCUUAGAAGUGAUGAAAGUACCUUAGUAGAAGUAUGUGCACCAGAAUGGAAACUAAACGCUGGUUAG